This is a messenger RNA of Vanrija pseudolonga, 1809 nucleotides long. RefSeq names its product putative acetate kinase. NCBI's taxonomy places the organism in Eukaryota, Fungi, Basidiomycota, Tremellomycetes, Trichosporonales, Trichosporonaceae. The record is from RefSeq and is a predicted model, not a curated record. The transcript is spliced from 7 exons. Bases 6 to 1286 code for a protein of 426 amino acids. Gene Ontology annotation, molecular function: acetate kinase activity. Gene Ontology annotation, biological process: acetate metabolic process; phosphorylation.
ACACAAUGUACAUCCUCGCACUCAACUGCGGCAGCUCAAGCAUAAAGGGCAAGCUGUUCGCGCUGCCCGCAACCCCGUCGGCGCCACUAGCGGCGGUGGCCACGCUCGCGGUCAGCAACAUCGGCGCGAAGGGCGACAACGUCACGCUGCGGCUCAAGUGGGACAACGGGCCGGACGAGCGGCAGACCGGGCCCGACGGCGGCGCUGUCGAGCACCGCGAGCUCUUCCCGUGGAUUCUGGACCAUAUCGCCCGCUCCGGCGCCGUGAAGAAGGACGACAUCAAGUACAUUACGCACCGGAUCGUGCACGGCGGCACCAACACAAAGGGCCUCGUCGUGACUGCUGACCACCGUGAAGCGCUGGGCGAGAUGGACGCCUUGUCCGAGUUUGCGCCGCUGCACAACCACCACGCCGUCCUCGGCGUCAAGGCCUGCCUCGACGUUCUCCCGCAGCACACGUCGCUGCUCCUCUUUGACACGCUCUUCCAUCAAACCAUCCCACCCGAGGUCUACACUUAUGCGCUGCCGCCGCCUGAUGGCAAGCUGCCGAUUCCGCUCCGCAAGUACGGCUUCCACGGUCUCUCGUACGCGUCCAUCGUCCGCUCCCUCGCCUCGUACCUCGGCAAGCCAACCGACACCCUCAACAUUGUCGUCGCGCACCUCGGCUCGGGCGCUUCGUCCGCCUGCAUUCGCGGCGGCAAGUCGAUCGACACGAGCAUGGGCCUCACGCCGCUCGAGGGCCUGGUCGGCGGCACGCGGACCGGCACGAUCGACCCCACCGCCAUCUUCCACCACACCAAGGACUACUGGACCGACGCGGGUCUGCCGGGCAUCAAGGUGUCCAAGGCCGAGGCGCUCCUGAACAAGAAGUCGGGGCUGACGGCGCUGGCGGGCACGCCAAACUUUGCGACUAUCACGACGCGUGCCAACGACCCUACGUCGGCGGAGCACGCGCGCGCCAAGCUCGCGUACGACGUGUUUGUCGACCGCCUCAUGGGCUUUGUGUCGCAGUACCUCGCCAAGCUGCUUGCCACGCUGCCGAUCGCCGAGAUUGACGGGCUGGUCUUCUCGGGCGGCAUUGGUGAGAACGCAGCUGGGCUGCGCGCCGACGUGCUCCAGCGCCUCGGGUGGCUUGGGACCGCUGUCGACGCCGCCAAGAACGAUGUGCGCAGCGACGACGUCGUGCGCGAGAUUACCGUGCCAGGCUCCAAGCUCCGCGGGUGGGUCAUCCUUACCGAUGAGGAGGGAUACUGCGCCCAGGCGGCGCGUGAGCAGCUGGCAUUGUAGGUGGUUAUUCGCAUCGUAUUAGUAGUUUCUAGUUUCCCGGGCAAGCUCUCUCUCUCCUAUCCGUACAUAUAGACGAUACAAUUGGUGCUGUUGGGUGUUAUGCGUUAUGCGAUUGAUGAUCGUGCGUUGGUGCUCAGAUAUGCUGUCGAGGCUGUCGCUGUUGUCGACAAUGCCUUACUUGGCAGGGCGGUCGAUGCCCUCAGUCGCGGUGAGCUCGGCGCGGCGGCAGCUCGAGAAGUUGCCAGCCGAGCAAGCCUUGCACGUCGCCGCGUUGCCGGUGCACUCGGUCGCGAGGCAGCCGUUGCCCUGGCACACGGAGCACGAGGAGGGGUUGGCGGCACAGCCCGUCACCUCGGUCUUUGCGCAGUGGUCGUGCGAGGCGGGGGCGGAGCCGCAGAAGCCGCAGUCGGAGGGGUUGCCGGUGCACGAGGACAUUGUGUGGGUGGGUGGGGGUUGGGCUUGGUGGUAGGGGUUGGUUUGGAUAAGCUGAGCUAGCUGCGAGCUGAGAGACGGCGUGGAGAGC